Rattus norvegicus (Norway rat) is the source of this 3782-nucleotide messenger RNA. NCBI's taxonomy places the organism in Eukaryota, Metazoa, Chordata, Mammalia, Rodentia, Muridae. The record is from RefSeq and is a predicted model, not a curated record.
AAAAAAACAUAUUAGACUGGAAAUGGAAUAGGUAGGCCAGGCUGGCCUCAAGCAUACCUAGCUGUCUUUGAAAGAGUACCAAGUACUCUUAACCUCUAAGCCAUCUCUCCAGCCCCCUUAGUUGGCUCUCUUCAAAGAAAUGAAAGGUUGAGAAGGAAAAUUAGUUGUAUAACAGUAAAGUUAAAAAAAGUUGACCGCAAAUACUGAGAAAUGUUAUAAAUAUACGAAGUUAAUUUGCCAUGUUAGGAUUGUUAACUUGCCUUAAUAACAUCAUUUUACACUAUAAUGUGCAAUUCAAAACAUUCACAAUGUUGAAUGUGAUGUAUAUUAGGGAUAAUAUGAUUCGUGAUUUACGGCUACUUCCCCUGGCUUUCUCACAUAGACAGCAAGUUCUGAUUGGAUAUUUGGUCAGGGGUUAAGAGCACUUGUCCUCUUGCAGAGGAUACUGAAGGAUUUGAUAACCAGCACCCAAAUGGCUCACAACCAUCUAUAACUCCAGUUCCAGGGGAUCUGAUGCCCUCUUCCAACCUUCAAGGGCACCAGGUAGGCAAGUGGUGCAGUGCACAUAAAAUAUAUGUUAGAUUCACAUAAAAUGCUAAAAUUUUUUUAAACAAUUGCAAAAAAAAUACCUUGUUACAGUAAGUUUCAGAGGGUUAUUGCAGGCAGUGGCCCCUUAUAAUUUUGGGUGUUUUGAAAAAGAUCUCUAGUGAGACCCAGACUUGAAUUCCAACCCUGCCUUUGCUUCUGGAACUAGGACAUGGGGAUUGCUCAGAGUACAAAGUCAGCCUGUAUUAUAGAGUAAGUUCUUGAGUAGCCUGUGCUACACUGAGGACCUAUAUCUCAAGGGGGCUUGGGGAAAGCAUAAAGCUGUGCCUGAUAACCUUAAUCCAAUCCUUAGAAUUCUCUUUCCAGAAGGACAGGAUUGGCAUCUUCAAGUGGUCUCUGAUCCCACAUGGGUUUCCUCCUCAGGGUUAGAGAUAGAUUUACCAACACAUGUACAUUAUUAAUAACACUACACAUGCUCAUAUGCAACAUUAUAUAAGUAUUAAUAAGUUUAGUUCACAUUCCAGUAUAUGGGUUUGAUUUUUAAUUGAUUUGUUAUCAUUACUUUGACUUCUAUGAAUACAGGUGCUUGGAGAUAUCAGAAGAGGUGGUCAGAUACCUGUACUUGUAGAAAACAUUGUGUUAAAAUUUCAGUAAUUGCUUGAAAAUUUUGGUUUACACAAUAGAUUUAUUAACAAUGGGCUUAUUUCUACAGAGUGAAAGUAUUGUUUAUGCUUACUAUAAUCAAGUACAAAUUCACUUAUUUUCCCAGUGUUGAGAAUUGAUUCUAGGGUCCCAUGUGGUAAGUUGGAGCUUGCGGGAAUUGUUAUUUAAUGAACUUCUCUGGCUUAAGGCCAUUUUGGAAGGGCCAACUGGAUAUUACCAGUUCUGAGGAAGGAGGGUGGGGAGCACUACUAGUUUAAGUUGGCAAGAGAUAGGUGAGUUUUAGAAAAGGGGGUUGUGGUAUGGGAGCUGAAGGCAGGUUACCCAAGUUGCAGAAAAUAAGUUACCCGAUCGCUUUGGUAGCUGUCCACCGUUUGGCUUUAUCUACUGGGAGAGGUUUCUAUUUUUUUUUAAAUUUUUUCCCUUUUUUUUUGGGGGGGGGGGUUCUAAACACUCAAUUCACUUUGGCCUACCCUAGGUGUGGGCGCUUCGUUGUAAGAAAACUCCUUGUCCCAAUUAUUUGCAGUAGCCAGGAACAUAAAAGUGAAAAACUCACUGUUUUUGCAUGCCCUGUGCAGUCCAUUUAACCAGAAAACAGUGCUCCCGCUGAAGUAAAAUUGUGUUGAUGGUAAUUCACUUUGUAGAAUGAAUAAUAGUAUUUUUUCCUGCUUCUUAUCAUGAUGGUGAUUCCUUUCAAUCUCACUAGGUAGCCCUGGCUCUCGAGUGCUGGGAUUAAAGGCGUGAGUCACCACUCGGCAUUCUACAUUCUCCUAUUUAUAAAGGAAUAUAGAAUGUUAACCAGGACAGAUAGACAGUUAAGUCUUAUUAUAAGGUAGAACUGUGCCUAGGGUAUAAAGGACGCAGACUAACGCUGAGCGAGCCAGAAACACUCAUUGCUCUCAAAGUAGGUGUUUCAACUGUGCGUGGAGGAAGCGGAGCUACAAACUAUUCGCGUCUUGGGCGGGAGCAGCCGGGUCACAAAAAGUGCUCAAGCCACAAUUUCCUUGGUUAGAAACUGAAACUCAACAGCAAGGCAGUUUGCUUGCCCCGCCUACCCCCUGCAGUUCCGGUUCCUGCUCUGAGCUCCACCCCAGUAAGGAAAGGAGUCUUCAGAACCGCAAGCUGCUUUGUGCCGCGUGGGAAAGGCGGGGCCUACGUCAUCUCUAGCGCGACGCUGGACUUCAUCGCUUUGGCUGAGUAGGUAAGGCGGGGCCUCAGACUGGCGCAUGCGCUCAGCCUCCUGAUGGCCAAGGUCUAGGUGUCUUCCUCGCUGACCUGCCGCCCGUCGUGUCUAGCCAUGCUAUGCGGAUCGUGUGCCGGGUUGCUCCGGUCGCUGCGCACCUUGCAGCUCCGGGCACCGGGAUCACUGCCCGCCUGGAGCAGCGCGCGGCUCCCAACCCUUCCGGUAUGGGCGGCCGCGUCGGUUUCGGCGGCCUCUCCGGGUGGCUGGUAUGAGGCCCUGGCAGCGUCGGCGCCCGUGCAUGCGGCGGAGGAAAUGCUGCUGAGCGCGCAGGAGACCACAGGCCUCCCUUGGUGGGGUAACAUCUUACUCAGCACCGUUGUCCUGCGUGGUGCUGUCACUCUGCCCCUGGCCGCCUAUCAACAUUACAUCCUUGCUAAGGUGGAAAACUUGCAACCAGAAAUAAAAGACAUCGCCAAGCGCCUUAACCAAGAAGUUGCAGUCUGUGCACGUCAGUUUGGUUGGUCCAAGAGAGUGGCCAGACUCACUUACCUGAAGAACAUUCGCAGACUUGUGUCGGAGCUGUACGUUCGUGACAACUGCCAUCCUUUCAAAGCCACGGUCCUAGUCUGGGUCCAGCUUCCAAUGUGGGUCUUCAUAUCCGUCGCCCUCCGGAACCUUAGCACAGGGGCCACACAUUCAGACGCAGGCAUUUCUGUUCAGGACCAGUUAGCUGCCGGCGGGACCCUGUGGUUUCCUGACCUCACUGCAGUGGAUUCCACCUGGAUUCUGCCUGUCUCUGUUGGUGUUGUCAACUUACUGAUAGUGGAGAUUUUUGCUCUUCAAAAAAUCGGGAAGUCACGUUUUCAAAUGUAUGUUACGAAUUUUGUUCGAGCCGUCUCGGUGUUGAUGGUCCCAGUGGCUGCCACAGUACCCUCGGCGCUUGUUCUCUACUGGCUGUGCUCCAGCCUCAUGGGCCUCUCUCAGAACCUUCUGCUGCGCUCCCCUGGCUUCCGACAGCUGUGCCGGAUACCACCAAGCAGGUCAGACUCGGAGACCCCGUACAGAGACCUCUCUGCUGCCUUUUGCGCCAAGUUCCUUUCAAGAAAACGAUGAGUUCGCUCCCAGUUCCGUGAAAAAAUUACAGAUGUCACUGUCAGCUUCAUGCACUGAAUUUUGAAGCUUUUAUUUAAAUAUCAUGAAGCACAGUGGGAAAGAUGUAAUUUGGAUGUAUUUGACAUUUAGUAUUAAAAACUAAAUGUUCAGUUGUAAGAGUGUAAAAAUAAGACAGGAUGCCUGGCCUUGUUCAUAAAAAUCAUAGUUUUGCUGAGAACAGGAUUAGAUCCUGUGUAAUCUCUGUGCCCAACUGUCCACAAAUAAAGGUUUAUAAAUUAAA